Molecule: messenger RNA, 2922 nt
Organism: Ziziphus jujuba (common jujube)
Lineage: Eukaryota; Viridiplantae; Streptophyta; Magnoliopsida; Rosales; Rhamnaceae
Product: cullin-1
Exons: 20
Coding region: 237-2471 (744 amino acids)
Biological process (GO): ubiquitin-dependent protein catabolic process; protein ubiquitination
Cellular component (GO): cullin-RING ubiquitin ligase complex
Molecular function (GO): ubiquitin protein ligase binding
Source: RefSeq, a predicted model, not a curated record
AAAUCCGAAAUAGCCCAAAUCUGAUCCCUAACCCCCAACAAAAAAUAAGUUGUUUUUUUCUUUUCUUUUUUCUUGAUCGCAGAAAUUUUCUAAGUCUCUGUAGGAGCUCGUCGUCUUCAUCGACCUAUUGCUCCACCUUCCAUUUAUAGGAUUUUCCCUCUCAUAUGUCUUCUUCGAUUGUUAUUAGGGUUUCUUCGCCUUCCAAAUCAGAUUUUUAAGAAUUAAAGAGUGGGAAGAUGACGAUGAACGAGCGCAAGACAAUUGACCUAGAUCAAGGAUGGGACUUUAUGCAGAAGGGAAUCACAAAGUUGAAGAACCUUUUGGAAGGGCUGCCCGAGCCACAAUUCAGCGCUGAAGAUUACAUCAUGCUUUAUACGACAAUUUAUAACAUGUGUACUCAAAAGCCUCCACAUGACUACUCCCAGCAGCUGUAUGACAAGUACCGAGAAUCAUUUGAAGAGUAUAUUACUUCAACGGUUUUGCCAUCACUAAGGGAGAAGCAUGAUGAAUUUAUGCUGAGAGAGCUUGUGAAAAGAUGGGCAAACCAUAAAAUCAUGGUUAGGUGGCUUUCUCGAUUCUUCUUUUAUCUGGACCGCUACUUUAUUGCCCGAAGGUCACUUCCACCCCUUAAUGAGGUUGGACUCACAUGCUUCCGUGAUCAGGUCUACCAGGAAGUAAAUGCAAAAGUAAGGGAUGCUGUAAUUUCUUUGAUUGACCAAGAACGUGAAGGAGAGCAGAUUGACCGAGCUCUAUUGAAGAAUGUUUUGGAUAUCUUUGUUGAGGUCGGGAUGGGGCAAAUGGAUCACUAUGAAAAUGAUUUUGAAGAAGCCAUGCUUAAAGACACUGCUGCCUAUUAUUCUCGAAAAGCUUCAAAUUGGAUUCUAGAAGAUUCUUGUCCAGAUUAUAUGCUAAAGGCAGAGGAAUGUUUAAGACGGGAGAAAGAUAGAGUUUCUCAUUACUUGCACUCUAGUAGUGAGCCAAAGCUGCUGGAGAAAGUUCAACAUGAGUUGUUGUCGGUGUAUGCAACCCAAUUGCUUGAGAAAGAGCACUCUGGAUGCCAUGCUUUACUUAGAGAUGAUAAGGUAGAGGAUUUGUCUAGAAUGUUCAGGCUCUUUUCUAAGAUACCUAAAGGCCUGGAUCCUGUGUCUAACAUAUUUAAGCAGCAUGUCACUGCUGAAGGAACGGCCUUAGUCAAACAGGCUGAAGAUGCAGCUAGCAACAAGAAGGCAGAUAAGAAGGAUGUGGUUGGUCUGCAGGAACAGGUUUUUGUUAGAAAAGUCAUUGAGCUGCAUGACAAAUAUCUAGCAUAUGUCAGUGACUGCUUCCAAAAUCAUACACUUUUUCACAAGGCCCUCAAGGAAGCUUUUGAGGUCUUUUGCAAUAAGGGUGUUGCUGGAAGCUCAAGUGCUGAACUAUUAGCCACAUUUUGUGAUAAUAUCCUUAAGAAAGGUGGAAGUGAGAAACUGAGUGAUGAAGCAAUUGAGGAGACACUUGAAAAGGUCGUCAAGCUGCUUGCUUAUAUUAGUGACAAAGACUUGUUCGCUGAAUUCUAUAGGAAAAAGCUUGCUCGACGUCUUCUUUUUGAUAAGAGUGCUAAUGAUGACCAUGAGAGAUGUAUUUUGACAAAACUUAAGCAGCAGUGUGGUGGACAGUUCACGUCAAAGAUGGAGGGGAUGGUUACAGAUUUGACAUUGGCGAAGGAAAAUCAAACCAGCUUUGAGGAGUACCUAAAUAAUAACCCUCAGGCAAAUCCGGGGAUUGAUUUGACUGUUACUGUUUUGACCACUGGCUUCUGGCCAAGUUACAAGUCUUUCGACCUCAACCUUCCAGCUGAGAUGGUUAAGUGUGUUGAAGUCUUCAGGGAAUUCUAUCAAACAAAAACAAAGCAUAGAAAACUUACAUGGAUAUAUUCCUUGGGUACUUGUAACAUCAGUGGCAAAUUUGAACCAAAAACGAUGGAGUUGAUUGUCACCACUUAUCAGGCAUCUGCCCUGCUGCUAUUCAAUUCCUCAGACAGAUUGAGUUAUUCAGAGAUCAUGACUCAGCUAAACUUGAGCGAUGAUGAUGUUGUUAGACUGCUCCAUUCAUUGUCAUGUGCCAAGUAUAAGAUCCUAAACAAGGAGCCUAACACAAAAACAAUCUCUCCUACUGAUCACUUUGAGUUCAACUCGAAGUUUACUGAUAAAAUGAGGAGAAUCAAGAUCCCUCUGCCACCUGUGGAUGAAAAGAAGAAAGUAAUUGAAGAUGUAGACAAGGACAGACGGUAUGCCAUUGAUGCCUCAAUUGUGCGCAUCAUGAAGAGCCGUAAAGUUUUGGGUCACCAGCAGUUAGUUAUGGAGUGUGUCGAGCAGUUGGGUCGCAUGUUUAAGCCUGACUUCAAAGCCAUUAAAAAGCGGAUUGAGGACCUGAUCACUCGAGACUACUUGGAAAGAGACAAAGAUAACCCUAAUCAGUUCAGGUACUUGGCGUGAUUCAUUCUUGUCGAGUAUCUGUCAAAUGGCUUGGAGACUCGCUUUGGAAACUGGCACAAAAAGAAGGUCAGUUCAUAACGUGAGUGGCCGAAUCUUGUGUGUAAAAUGCCGUUCUGUGGAUGCCCCUUUGGUGUUUCCUUAGAAGCAGAAGCUGAGAAUGUUUGUACAUUUUGACGUCGGAGCCAUAUAAGGGGAACAGUUGUAGAUUUGUGAACCCAUGAUGGAGAAAUUGUAAUUGAUUCCAUAAUGUGGUCCAAUGCUUCAGUGGGACCAUCCUGUAUCAUGACCUAAAUUAUAUGCUUUGCUUUUAACGGUUUCUUUGCCCCCACUGAAAGGAAAUGUGUAGUAUGAUUUCCACACCUUUAGCAUUUUGAUUGUCAAUUAAAAUUUAUCAGGUGAAUGGUUUGUAUUUUGGAAUGCGAAACCUAUUUGAUGCAUUUGCUUUAUUAUA